Molecule: messenger RNA, 1137 nt
Organism: Exophiala aquamarina CBS 119918
Lineage: Eukaryota; Fungi; Ascomycota; Eurotiomycetes; Chaetothyriales; Herpotrichiellaceae
Product: dihydroorotase, homodimeric type
Exons: 2
Coding region: 1-1137 (378 amino acids)
Biological process (GO): pyrimidine nucleotide biosynthetic process; 'de novo' pyrimidine nucleobase biosynthetic process
Cellular component (GO): cytoplasm
Molecular function (GO): dihydroorotase activity
Source: RefSeq, a predicted model, not a curated record
AUGACGAGCACCAACGCCUCGCAGGGGGAGAGGAUCUUCGACGGCCUCGAGCUCCCCGCCUCGGGCGACUUCCACGUGCACCUGCGCGACGGCGAGAUGAUGGCCGCGGUGGCGCCAUUGGUUGUGAAGGGCGGCGUCGAUACCGUUUUUGUCAUGCCUAACCUGAUCCCACCCAUCACGACCGUGGGACAGGCGGUUGUGUACCAGCAGGAAAUAGCGAAGUAUACGGGCCCCCAGCAGAUUCGGACUCUGAUGUCUUUGUACUUACACCCAUCGAUCACGCCGGAGACGAUCAGAGAAGCAAAGAAAUCAGGUGUCGUGUUUGGCGUCAAAUCGUAUCCAGCAGGGGUAACGACGAAUUCUGCGUCUGGCGUGGUCAACUACGAACAGUUCUACCCGGUGUUCAAGGCCAUGGAGGAGGAGGAUCUCGUGCUCAAUCUCCACGGCGAAGCGCCGCCCGCUGAUGAUAUCACGGUACUUAACGCCGAAGAGGCUUUUCUACCUACUCUGUUUGAUCUACACGCACGAUUUCCCAGAUUGCGAAUUGUUCUGGAGCAUUGCACUACCACAGCAGCAGUCGAGGCUGUUGCAAAAUGUGGAGCCAACGUUGUUGCGACCAUUACACCCCACCACAUGUUCCUCAUCAUAGAUGAUGUUGUCGGCGAUCCGAUCAACUUUUGCAAACCGGUUGCUAAGCUCCCAAGUGACCGGAUCGCAUUACUCAAGGCUGCUACGAGCGGGAAUCCCAAAUACUUCCUGGGAACGGACUCGGCGCCGCAUAUGUUGGGAGCGAAGAUGGGAGGGAUGGACAUGCACCAUGUCGGAAAAUGUGCAGCAGGCGUAUUCACUCAGCCCUACGCGACACAGCUGGUGCUCGAAGUGUUUGAAGCUGCCGUUGGCAAGGGAGUCAUCAAACAGGAGCAAUUAUCCAAGACUGUGCUUGAAGGCUUUUUGGGUGAAUUUGGGCGCAAAUUCUAUCGCAUUGAGCCGAGUGGUAUGAGACUCAAGGUUUCCGCAAGAGACGAGCAAGUGGUCUCUACCCUUCAAGUGGGAAUGCCUGGCGCGAACAGUAAUGGUAAAGUGAUCAUCCCAUUCCGACAGAAUAGUCCAAUCUACUCGUUGGAUUGGUUGUCCUGA